AUGAUUUCAUUAUAUUUUCUAGAUUUUACUUUGGCUUUUGUGUGUAUAACGAAACAGGGAAACACUAUUAAGGCGCAUGAAAUAUGCAAUGGAAUUAUUGACUGUUGUGAAAAAAACGAACCUAAUUGCGGGGACGAACGCUUUGCGUUGUGCUAUAAUAAAAAAUGUGACGACGAAACUAAGUUCCAAUGCACUUACGGCGGCUGCUUGGAUAGGGCUCUCAGAUGCGAUGGUAAAACUGAUUGUUGGGACGGCAGCGAUGAGAAUGAUUUCGAGUGCUUGGAAGGUGCCGCCCUGGAGAAUGCUUACGAAGAUCUUAAAGGGGAGUAUGAAGGUGAUCAAAUCCUUGCCUGUGAGGGGAAGGAGCCCCUGCCAUGGAGUCUUGUGUGCGAUGGUCAGGCGGACUGUAGGGAUGGUAGGGACGAAGACCCAAAACUAUGUUCUGCCAUUGAGUGUGAACCGCCACACUUUAGGUGUCUCUACGGCGCCUGUGUCAGUCAAAAAGCACUCUGCAACCAUGUUCUCGACUGUCUAGACGGCUCCGACGAGAUAUCGGAAAUUUGCCAGGAACUUCACCCGCAGACCAAAAAUUCGCAGACCCAAGGUUUUAAGGCAACAUCCAAUUGGGAUGAGCUGUUUUGCAGCCUGGAGAAUGACCCAUCUAACUCCCUGAUUGUGGAGAACUACGUGGGUAACAACACAUUUCGGCCGAAUGCCAAGGUGCCUCAAGAUACGGUGGUCUCCCUCAGCUGCAAACCCGGAUUUCGCCUAGAUGGUAAGGAAAAAAACAUCUGCACAGGCAACUCCUGGCGAUAUAAGUUGGCCAAGUGCGUGAAGGAGUGUAAGCACACCGCGAGUGUCCUUCAGACCAGGAAGUGCACCCUAAAUGAGUUGCUGAUUGACUGCGAUCAGCCGAUGUUGCCGCAGGGCACUCGGAUGACAGUCUUCUGUGCCUCCGGUGCCGAGCACGAGACGCCGGGUGUGCAGAUCUGCGAUGCCGACGGAAUAUGGGUCAUCUUCCGACGGGGUCACGAGGCGAACUUCACGUUUGUCUGCAAGGCCACGAUCUUGUCGCCGUAUAUCCUGGUGACGACGGAGGAAUGCUUUCGCGACAUAACCAUCAAGAGUGUGCCCUCCAAGGAGCCCGUGCUCUACACAGUUGCCGAGGGCCAUCCCCAGACGUUCUCCUUUUGGGCGCACGGAUCGCAUCCCUACAAGCUGCAUAACGUGUCCUUAAUUCACACUUUCACGGUAUCGGAACACCCCCUGGCCCUGGUGCAGUUGCUCCAUCCUCUGGAGUUCGGCGCUUGUGUUAGACCAGUGUGUCUAACAGAGGAGGCUCCCAGAAAUUUCGUCCAGGUUGUUGACCACUCAGUUGGGCUAAUGGGUGCGGCAGUGAUCAGCGAGAAGAAGGGGCGGUACGAGCUGAGCGCAAUCAUAAGCUCCGGGAAAAAGUAUCACAUCAGUGCGUUCAUAAAGGACAUCCAAAAGGACAUUGAGCUGACAGAGUCGAAGGGGAACAUUUAA
This is a messenger RNA of Drosophila kikkawai, 1527 nucleotides long. The record is from RefSeq and is a predicted model, not a curated record. NCBI's taxonomy places the organism in Eukaryota, Metazoa, Arthropoda, Insecta, Diptera, Drosophilidae.